Molecule: messenger RNA, 2463 nt
Organism: Sitodiplosis mosellana (orange wheat blossom midge)
Lineage: Eukaryota; Metazoa; Arthropoda; Insecta; Diptera; Cecidomyiidae
Gene: Bulli
Product: regulator of MON1-CCZ1 complex
Exons: 8
Coding region: 184-2094 (636 amino acids)
Biological process (GO): regulation of autophagy
Cellular component (GO): lysosomal membrane; Mon1-Ccz1 complex; late endosome membrane
Molecular function (GO): protein binding
Source: RefSeq, a predicted model, not a curated record
AACCAAUGCAAAACAAAUGGUCUGUCAAAUGGCAAAAAUGUCAAUUGUUUACCACCUAUUGAAUGACUGAAAUGGGCAUUAAACAAUGAAUUAAAAAUAUUCCCAAUUACUGUGAUUGAUCAAAUAAAAUCAUUGUCUCAUUUGUUUUCAACUAUUUUGUUAAAUUAAUUUUGUUGUGUUUUUAUGUGUGGAUACAAUUUAGCCAUGGAGCAAUCAUACUAUUUGGAGUUGUGUAGCGAUCCCAUUCGCUUUGAUUCAGUCAGUCAAAUAACCGAUGUAUUCUUUGAUGAUUCCAAUAAACAGUUGUUCGCUGUGCGAUCGGGCGGUGCCACUGGAAUCACUGUCAAAGGGCCAACCGAAAAUCAGACGCUCACUUUUUGUAUGGAUGAUAAGGGGCCGAUGCGAUCGAUAAAAUUUUCGCCCGACAAAAAGUUAUUGGCCAUCCAACGAACCGAAAAAUGCGUGGAAUUCAUCACAUUCGCAAACAAUCAACCAAAUGUCAAUGAAAUGAUUGUGCACCAAAGCAAAAGUACAACAGUGUAUGGAUUCGUUUGGAUACAUAAUAGAGAGGUAGUAUUUAUUUCAAAUACAGGCGUUGAAAUAUUUACGGUUAAUGUGGAGAAAAAGCUGUUGAAAUCGAUAAAAUCGAUGAAUCUGACGGUCGAUUGGUUUUCAUGGUGUCCAACGGGGAAUUUGGCUGUACUUGCAUCAAACAAAGGAAUGCUACUAACACCCAUUCUUAUAAAACAGGGUGGUGUCAUAACGAGAUUGCCAAAAAUUGAAUGGAAAAGUGAACAUGGCAUUCCAGAGAGAGACUUAACGUUGGCUGAAAUCUAUGACACUCUGUCAAUUUUGAUAUUAAAACCAACAUCAACCCGAUUGGUCGAAGUUAUCAUUUAUCUUUUGAAUGGGCCAGGUUUAGCUCCAAAGAAAUCCCAUAUACUUCAGCUCGGUCACAGUGGACGCUUUGCCAUGAAUAUUGUCGAUGAUUUGAUAGUCGUUCAUCACCAGGCUUCUGCCACAUCUUUACUAUUCGACAUUAAAUUAACGAGUGGAACAGUUACCACAAAUGAUGUCACGUAUCAUACGCCAAUCACACUGGGAAGACCGAUCAAACCAUUUUCACUGCAAGUACCAAGCUUAUCACUGGACGGAAAAACGAAAAACUGUGAAUUGUAUUCACCAAAUUGGGUAUUGUUUCAACCAAAUAUAGUCAUUGAUGCAAAGCUUGGCUGCUUGUGGGAUGUGAAACUACGAUUGGAAUCAUUGUGCAAUUUGAUCACUGAUAGAGUACGAUUGGUGGAACUGCUACUGAACCGAACGAAUGCAAAACUUGUUUUGGUGGGAACUCUAAAAGAAAUGCUCAGUAGCCAAUACAAUGGAAAUCUUUUGCCUGUGAUUGAAAAUGUCUUCGACAAAUUGAAUGUCGUUUAUUCGAGCUGGGUUACCGCCGAGGUACAGAAUAUUACAGCUCAACCGUCAUCUGCCAAACAAGUAGCCAAAACAACGACAAUACCACGAGUACUCAUCGACCAAAAUGAUUUAUUUGUCAAUAUUUUUUCGAAUAUCAGUGAAUCAACUUACAUCGGACAAGUGCUCAUGCUGUACAUUACUUCUUUAGCCAAAAACAACAUUGCUGCUCAGCAUGACAUUAGCAAACUUGUUAUUGUUAAUUUAGUGCGACGCAAGCAAUUCGAUACGCUACAGAAUUUAAUCAAAUUCUCUUUGAUUAAUGAAUCAAAAGUGCUUGCAUGUUUCCUACUUUCGUUAUCACAUGAACAUCCUUCCGUCACCCAAAUGGCUUUAGAUAUGUUGCAUAAGUUGAAUGCAGAAACGAUAAUAAUCGAGGUGCUUUUAGGCCAAGGGAAGAUUGUCGAAGCUCUUCGAUUAGCCAAUUCAUUGACAGGAGCCGAAAAUUUGUCAGCCCGCAAAUACCUUGAAGCCGCGAAGAAAACCAAUGAUUCAAUUGUUUUUUAUACAGUGUAUACGUGGUUUCAGCAGCGUAAUAUUCGACAGCGUGGCUCUCCAGAUUUUCUGAAAACCGAGCUGUGUGAAGAAUACAUUAACCACUACCAAAAAUUGUACUGUAAUUGACUUGAGGUGUCGUCGUUCGUGCAUCGUAAUUGUGUUCGUGCUAGAUGCCAUUGUCAUCAGUGUUAAACCACAUUUUCUGAGUCCGUUGGAUAUUCAACGCAAAACACACCAGAUAAUCAAUUCAAUCAAAUCAGAAUAAAAGCACUAGUUUUUAACAAUUUGAACAAUUUUCAUGAUUUUAACGAAUAUAUUUAUAUCUCCAAUCAAUGGUCCAAUCAAUUUUCUAACAAUGGUCCAAUCAAUAGAGUCGUGAGAUUAGUUUUUCUUUUCUCGCUCGACUGUACAAUUUUUUUUUAUUUUUCAAUUAUUUUGUCGUUGACUUCCAAAGAUUCAUGCAAUAAUAAUAUGUAAUAAAUAUCAAUGAACUAA